GAACAUCCUGUAGAUGGGCCAUCUUCGUCACAUUUAGCGAAAGUGCUAGAGAUAGAAGCCCUAUAGUCUAUUGCGAUUGCCUUGUUUGAUUUGUCUGACGAUGGGUAUUAAGGGGCUGUGGGACGCCGUUGCGGCUGCAGGGGUUUCAUCGCGUGUUGAGUUGUUACGUGGUAAGAAGGUUGCUAUUGAUGCUAGUUUUUGGAUAAGCCAUUGUCUUGCUUCUGAGGCUGCUCUUCGUCGUGGUAAUGACAUAUAUGGUGUCUUUUUCCUUCGUAUUUGUUACUUGCUUGAGAAGCGUAUAUAUCCUAUAUUUGUUUUUGACGGGCGUACUCCCGGUGCUAAGCGUCGUACAUUGUUGAUGCGUAAUAUGUCUCGUGCUCGGCGCACGCGAAACUUGAAGUUGCUUGCAUUCAAGGCUUUGGCUGUUCAGAUGAAGCACCUUGCUAAACCAAAUAACAAGCGCUUGUUCAAGCCCACUAAUUUUAUGACGAAGAAGCCUUCUAUUCCAUUGCGUGAAUUGCGCAAAAUAUCCUCUGGUUUGGACGUCAGUGAGACUAAUCAGCAGGCUCCUUCAGAUUCACCCAUUCUUGCUAUUGCAGACAUUCCAACUGUGAACAGCAAUGACAAUUUGUUUUCUUCGGAUGAUGAGUUUGUUGAAGACUUAGCUUUGUCGGCUGAGGUAAUUACUGAUGAUGCAACUGGUAAUGGUUCGAAUGCCAAAAUUUUGGCUAUGCCUAGGUCUUACACUGCUCUUAAGAUGCGUCAGCAGUCUGGGACAAAUGUUGAGAUUAAUGCUGAUACCACUGAGAAUCUGAUCGAUGAUUCUUAUUUUACCUCUUCGCCUUAUAGUUAUUCCAGCAGGGGCUCGCAUCGUUCUAAAAAUUGCGUAGAGCUUCCUUUGGAUUGUAGGAUAAAUCCUGAGAGUUAUGAGCGUUUGCCUGCUGACGUGCGUUAUCAGAUUAUGCAGCAGAUAAAGGAGGCCUGGAUGUAUGAUGACCGUGUUAAUUUGCAGCAAAUGAAAUCCUCUUUAAGUGCAUUUUCGAAUUUACAGGUUGAGAGUUACCUUCGUGAUGUUGAGAUUAACCGUGAGAUAGAGAAAAUUAAGCAUUCUCUUUCCACGCGUGCUCUACCUGAUGGUUUGAUUAAAAGUGAUCCCGAUGCUUCUGUCGAAAAUCCUGUUGAGGAGAAUGCUACUGGCCCUGUUUUCGACUACAAUAGUAACGAAUUUAUGAGACCUCGUCGUACGCGCGGCUUUUUAAAUGACUUGAGUUGCAAUAUGGCACCUGAUUUGUACAGCAAUCCUUUAAAUACGGUAGUUAAGUCUGAGCCUGAACCUGAGGUUUACGACGAUUCGUUGUUCAUGCGUGACAGUGAUAUAUUCGGAGACCUUGUUAAGUCUGAAUCCGACGAGUUUGAGGAACUCGAGCGUGACCAGUUUGUUGACACAUUGGACAAAUUUGACGUUACUGAGGAAAACCCUAUCAAGUCUGAAAUGGAUGACCGACUUUAUCCACCAUAUACGCCUGAAUUACCGGAAGGGUUGAACGUUGAUAAGCCUGAUAGCUCACUAAUAGAAACCACGGAUACCUGUGGGUCUGAUAUGGCCAAGUCGGCGCAUCCACUAACUCCGGGAGAUGUGGAACCCAAAUCUAAUGAAAUCAAAGACUCCGACACUCUGACCAGUACUAGUGAGUUCUCAGGAUCUGACAAUACUUCUGACUAUGACAGUUCAUCUGUUUCGUCGCGUGAAUCUCAUAUUUCUGACACGAAAGACCUAUCCGCUUCUAAAGUCGAAUCGUUAUCCAUUGCCUCUUCACCCGGCAAUAUACCACUGGAUGAUGAGGACCUUUGGGAUGCCGUUGACUCGGAUUCCUCUCUCCAUGGUGAUGCUACAGAUGGGUUACCAUGUUCGGAGUCUAACAUUGCGUCAGAUAAUGGACCGCCCAGUGAAACGGAGGAGUGUAUAAGGGAAACCAGUGAUUCAGGAACACCGUUACCAAUAUCUGGUGUGCCUCCCUUGGAAGUUGACUCCACAAACGUGGGUGAUAAUGCUGAACCUACUCAGCUGUAUACCAACGACUGGCAAUAUCGCGAUUUUCUCGAAAUGGAGAAUAAAAUUUCGCGUAUGGAUAGGAGUCAGUAUCGUAUGGAUGAGUGGGACAAGGUACCAGCAUUGCUUGAUCUAUUUGGUGUUCCCUUUAUUGUUGCUCCUUCGGAGGCUGAAGCUCAGUGCGCUCAUUUGAACAACACAGGGCUCUGUUUUGGUGUAAUUUCAGAUGAUUCGGAUACUCUAGCUUUUGGCGCGAAGCGCGUUUUUAAGAACUUUUACAGUGGUAACGUGUUUGAGGUCUAUGUUGCCGACCGUAUACUGCAUGAACUAGGUCUAGGUCGCAAUGAGAUUGCUCUUUUGGCUAUUUUAUGUGGUUGUGACUACACGCCUGGUGUCCGAGGUAUAGGUGUGGUAAACGCGUUAGAAGUGAUAAAAGCAUUUCCCACCUUUGAUGAUUUGUAUGAAUUCCGUCGUUGGGCUACUAGUGAUUGUGAUAUUACCACUGUAACACAGGAUACAUGCCCUCUUAAGCAAGCUUACAAGGAAUCUCAUGUAAACUAUAGGAUGCAUUGGUCAUUUGGGAGUGACUUUCCCAAUCGUGAGGCGUACAAUCUGCUGUUAUCUCCUGUUGUGUCUAGUACGUUCAAACCUAAAUGGCGCACGCCUGAUUAUGACGGUAUUAUGCGUUUUAUGUCCAAACAUUCUGCUUUACCGGCUUCUGAGAUGACUACAUGUAUGUCUAAGUUGCGUGGUGGCGAUGACUUUGACGGUUACAUUUUGGAGGAUUUCGUUCCUGAGAUUCAUUCUCGUUCUCACGUUAAAGGUAAGCGCAGUCUUAGGUUGAACCGUAAGCUUUUGCGUGACCGCAUGUCAUCAUUUCGUGACUUUCUUUCAUCUCGCGAGAAGCGCAGGUCGCGCAAGGCGGGUUCGCGGCGUAGUGCUUCUCGCUCUGCGGCCACAACCCACGAGCGUGUUGCUUAUAUUCGCUCUAAGCGUAUGCUUGAUUCCAUUGAGGGCAUCAGGCGUCGUGUUCAGGGUGUUAUUGAAUCACCCUCUUAAUGUUAGUGUGUUGAUUCU
This is a messenger RNA of Babesia bovis T2Bo, 3127 nucleotides long. Its product is annotated as XPG I-region DNA excision repair family protein. The transcript has a single exon. NCBI's taxonomy places the organism in Eukaryota, Apicomplexa, Aconoidasida, Piroplasmida, Babesiidae. Gene Ontology annotation, biological process: nucleotide-excision repair. Bases 101 to 3109 code for a protein of 1002 amino acids. The record is from RefSeq and is a predicted model, not a curated record. Gene Ontology annotation, molecular function: DNA endonuclease activity; single-stranded DNA binding. Gene Ontology annotation, cellular component: nucleus.